AAGAGGUCGGAGCUUGCUGAGAUAACCGCGAGCCUCUUCCUCUUCCUCCCACAUCCGUCCGCCAACCUUCAACUUUAACUCGCCACCUCCAUCUACCUUCCCCAUAACGUCGGCCAACCUAGCUGCGUGUGCAGACUCGAGAUCAUGGCGGCCGCAUCCCCGGAUCUGUCGACAUUGUCGAUGGGAUCGUCCUCGGGCCUGGCAUCAGUCUCGACCAAUCCUUCCACAGCACCGUCGCUCGACAUGAAAUCGUCAGGAGUGCAGUCCACGCCAGGAAUUCCAUUCACCGCCGCCGUCAAGAAGUUGUUUGACGAGAUUCAUCGUACUGAUGGUGAUGCCCUGAUCGUCCAUGGUGUUUCGGUCUAGCUCUUUGCCGAGAUCAAAAAGGAGAGAUCGAAACGGGGAAGGAGACUUCGUUUUCGAUUCGAGGCUGCAUCCGGGAUGCUCAUCGUCAUAAUCCCGACCGAAUUUCACGAAGGACUCCAUCUUGGACUCUAUAAUCUUGGACGUGAUAGUAUUAUCCGGAUAGGGCGCGGCGAUAACUGGAGAUCGAUGGGCACCGCGAAGUAUCGAGCACAAGGCCACCCAAACGGAGAUGAGGGAGAAGGAGACUCGACCGGAGGUCCAGAGCCACAACGUCAACAUCUUGGCGCCUGGCCAACCCUUGUCAUCAAGGCGGGGUAUUCACAAAGCUUAGAAGCCUUACGAGGCGAUAUGAGUUGGUGGUUUGGCGCGUCGGACCAUCAGGUGAAAAUCGUUCUGCUGGCCAAAUUCGACACUCAGCAGAUGACCGCCAUUAUCGAAAAAUGGAUCAUCACCAUCACGCAAAAUCCCGGCACGAACAGGGAUAAUCCCACGUCAUAUACUGUCACUAGGGGUGCUUUACGACUGGAGUUUGACCUCUUGUUUCUUCAACAACCGCAGCCGGGAUCGGCAGAGGGAGACGUCAUCAUUGACAUCCCAGAUCUCCAACGCUGGGCGGUGAGGCUCUGGCGACUGGUACCUUGAGUAGAUGGCCUUGAGUAGAUGGUAGUUAUGGAGUCGGACGGGAGGGAUGAAUUGAAUUUUUUUAAAGUAGAAGUGAAAAAUGUGUUUGCUCGCCAAGCAUGGUGGCCGACGCGCGCAUGAGGAAGCUGCAGGAUCGGCAGACUUUGCGCGCGCAGGAAAAUAACAAAAAUA
Messenger RNA from Lasiosphaeria miniovina, 1179 nucleotides. RefSeq lists its product as uncharacterized. NCBI's taxonomy places the organism in Eukaryota, Fungi, Ascomycota, Sordariomycetes, Sordariales, Lasiosphaeriaceae. The transcript has 3 exons. The coding region runs from base 442 to 1008 and encodes 188 amino acids. The record is from RefSeq and is a predicted model, not a curated record.